AUGCCGGAAGCGGCUAAAUCUGCCCCUGCUCCGAAAAAGGGCUCCAAAAAGGCGGUAACUAAAGCGCAAAAGAAAGAUGGUAAGAAGCGCAGACGCAGCCGCAAGGAGAGUUAUUCCAUCUAUGUGUACAAGGUGCUGAAGCAGGUUCACCCGGACACCGGUAUUUCGUCUAAGGCCAUGGGCAUCAUGAACUCGUUUGUCAACGACAUUUUCGAGCGCAUAGCGGGCGAGGCGUCGCGCCUGGCGCAUUACAACAAGCGUUCGACCAUCACGUCCAGGGAGAUCCAGACGGCCGUGCGCCUGCUGCUGCCCGGGGAGCUGGCCAAGCACGCUGUGUCCGAGGGCACCAAGGCUGUCACCAAGUACACCAGCGCGAAGUAAAUAUAUAGCAAUCAGAAUAAAAUCUGUGGAAGAAGGAGAGGGAUUGGAAUAGAAGUCAACAAGGGGUGACAAUG
Molecule: messenger RNA, 455 nt
Organism: Physeter macrocephalus (sperm whale)
Lineage: Eukaryota; Metazoa; Chordata; Mammalia; Artiodactyla; Physeteridae
Product: histone H2B type 1-J-like
Exons: 3
Coding region: 1-381 (126 amino acids)
Cellular component (GO): nucleosome
Molecular function (GO): protein heterodimerization activity; structural constituent of chromatin; DNA binding
Source: RefSeq, a predicted model, not a curated record